Molecule: messenger RNA, 1107 nt
Organism: Colletotrichum truncatum
Lineage: Eukaryota; Fungi; Ascomycota; Sordariomycetes; Glomerellales; Glomerellaceae
Product: nadh:flavin oxidoreductase nadh oxidase family protein
Molecular function (GO): NADPH dehydrogenase activity; FMN binding
Source: RefSeq, a predicted model, not a curated record
AUGUCAAAACUCUUUUCGCCGUUAAAGGUCGGAGCCAUUCAGCUGGAAAACCGGCUGGCGUUGGCUCCAUUGACACGAUAUCGGGCAGACGAUGAAUGGACUCCAACGCCCAUGAUGAAAGAGUAUUACGAGCAGAGAGCCUGUGUACCGGGUACACUGCUCAUUUCAGAGGGGACUCUCAUCUCGUAUCGCACAGCCGGCCGAUGGAAUGUGCCUGGCAUCUGGACUGAAGCGCAGAUUGCGGGCUGGAAAGAAGUGACAGACGCCGUUCAUGCGAAAAGAUCAUUUAUUUACUGCCAGCUGUGGCACCUCGGUCGUGGCGGGCGACAAGAUAUACUGCAGCAGCUGGGCUUGAACUUGGAAUCAUCAAGCGCAGUUCCCAUCAACGAAGACAGUCCGACACCUGUUGAAUUAAGUGAGGAGGACAUUUUGCAAACAAUUCAAGACUAUGCGCAGGCCGCUCGGAACGCAAUCAAGGCUGGCUUUGAUGGCGUGGAAAUACACGGCGCCAAUGGUUAUCUGCCGGACCAGUUUCUCCAAGACACCUGCAACAAACGCACCGAUGCCUGGGGCGGUAGUAUCGAAAAGCGGGCGCGUUUCCACCUCGAGGUGACGAAGGCUGUUAUUGACGCCGUAGGGGCUGACAAGACGGCCGUCCGGUUGAGCCCGUACAGCGAUUUCCAAGGCAUGCUGAUGGACGAUCCGGACCCGACCUUCAAGUACCUAACGGAGGAGUUGAAGCCCUUGGGUCUGGCGUACCUGCACCUCAUCGAGGCGCGAAUCAGCGGAAACGACGACACGAGUUCGGGCGGUCAGCGGACGGUGCAGUGGCUGGUUGAGCUUUGGGACAACACUAGCCCCGUAUUGAUCGCCGGUGGACUGGAUGCAGAGAAGGCAAGGGAAGCAGUUGACGAGACGUACAAGAAGUACGAUGUUGCUAUUGUCUUCGGCCGCUUCUUCAUUUCCAACCCUGACCUUGUCUUCCGCGUUAAAGAAGGCAUUGACCUAGAGAAAUAUGAUAGAACGACCUUUUACACGCCCAAACUGCCAGCAGGGUACAUCGACUACCCUUUCUCGCCCGAAUUUCAGGCAACCUUGAAGGCGUGA